AUGAUGAUAACGGCCUCGCACAACCUGGAACCGGAUAACGGGGUGAAGCUGAUCGACCCCGACGGCGAGAUGCUGGAGCAGAGCUGGGAGGAGAUCGCGACGAGGCUGGCCAAUGUCAGUGACAAUGACUUAGAAUCAACAACGGAGCAAGUGAUCAAGGAAGUCAAUGCGGAUAUGUCCCUCAAGGCGUCAGUCUUCAUUGGAAUGGACACUAGGUAUACCAGCCCAAGAUUGGCCGCGGCAGCCGUCCACGGGGUCAUCGCCCUUAAAGGCACUCCCAAGGAAUUCGGCAUCGUGACGACACCAAUGCUGCAUUUCUGCGUCAAGUGCAGGAACGACAACAAAUACGGAACCCCCACGGAGGAAGGAUACUACGAGAAAAUAGUUGGUGCUUUCAAGAGGGUCCGCGCUAAGCUGCCAGUGGGCGGAGACUACAACGCCACUCUGCAUGUGGACGGCGCGAACGGAGUGGGGGGGAAGAAGCUGAACAUCAUCAGGAAGACCCUGGACGGGGAGCUGGACCUGGUGCUGCACAACCUCGGCGGCAACGGCGGAAAGCUCAACCUGAACUGCGGUGCUGACUUCGUGAAGGUGACCCAGAAACCGCCCGUGGGCGUAGAGCAUAUACCCUUCCAAAGAGUGGUUUCCCUGGAUGGAGAUGGCGAUAGGAUCGUCUAUUACUACCUGGACGAUAACGACGUGAUGCACCUGCUCGACGGGGAUCGUAUCGCGACCCUCCUCGCCGGCUACGUGACCGAGCUGCUGGGCGCGUGCGGCGCCGCCCAGCUGCGCCUCGGCCUCGUGCAGACGGCGUACGCCAACGGCGCCUCCACCAACUACAUCGUGAACGAGCUGAAAGUGCCCGUUACGUGCGUGAAGACGGGCGUGAAGCAUCUGCACCACGCCGCCCUUUCUUACGACGUGGGCGUUUACUUCGAGGCGAACGGGCACGGCACAGUCGUGUACAGCGAAACGGCGAAGCGCACGAUCGGCAGGAUCGCCGAGGACGGCGACACAGAGCAGCGAAAGGCGGCCGGCCUACUCCUCGACUUCGUGGACAUGACGAACGAGACCGUUGGGGACGCGAUAUCUGACCUCUUCCUCGUAGAGACCGUCCUCUGCGCGAGAGGUCAAAAUGUGCGCCAGUGGAUGGCCGCCUAUACAGACCUGCCCUGCAGGCAGCUCAAGGUCACUGUGCAGGACCGCAACGCGAUCAGCACGGCGGACGCGGAGCGCGUUUGCACCGCCCCCGAGGGGCUGCAGGGGCGCAUCGUAGAGCUGGCGGGCCGCUACGCCGACGGCCGCUCGUUCGUCCGGCCCUCCGGCACGGAGGACGUGGUGCGCGUCUACGCGGAGGCCGCUACGCAGCAGGACGCGGAUAAGCUAGCAGCAGAGGUAGCUCAAGCGGUGUUCGACCUGGCGGGCGGCGUCGGCGAAAGACCAAAAUUGCCGGAA
Iphiclides podalirius (scarce swallowtail) is the source of this 1455-nucleotide messenger RNA. The record is from the annotation of a GenBank genome assembly. Lineage: Eukaryota; Metazoa; Arthropoda; Insecta; Lepidoptera; Papilionidae.